This is a messenger RNA of Anopheles darlingi, 2843 nucleotides long. RefSeq lists its product as uncharacterized. The record is from RefSeq and is a predicted model, not a curated record. Gene Ontology annotation, biological process: stabilization of membrane potential; potassium ion transmembrane transport. Gene Ontology annotation, molecular function: potassium ion leak channel activity. Bases 1043 to 2644 code for a protein of 533 amino acids. The transcript has 7 exons. NCBI's taxonomy places the organism in Eukaryota, Metazoa, Arthropoda, Insecta, Diptera, Culicidae. Gene Ontology annotation, cellular component: membrane.
AGGGUUUACAGGGUGCUUCGCGGUUGCGUUCAGUCGCGCUCGGUAUUCUGCCUUCGAUACAGCGCGUUUCAAAGCCGUUCAUCAUACGUAGAGUGAGCAUUAUACUCUGCUGUGGCCCAGUGCAGCAUCUCCUAGGAUCGAAUACCCUGCCCGCCCCCGGAAUAGGUGCAGGUGAUUCGAGGCUAGUGCUCCAAUCUUUCGAGAGGAUGCAAUUUGAAGUGCGCUGAGAAGCGCUGCCAGGUGUAUAGCGCCCCUGCUACAACCUGUCAGGGAUCGUAGUACAGCGAGGGUUAUGUUAAUGUGGUACGACUUCCCUCCGCGUCCUACCGCGUCCUACAGUGCAAUCGGUUCGAGAUGAAGUGAAUACUCGCGAAGUGGCUAUGGUGAAGUGGACGAGAAGCAGCAGAAGCUGAAAAUUGAAGAAGGGCCCCCAGGCACGAUCUGAGCCAGUGCCGGAUGAAAGUUUGCUGUCUCGUAAGGAUACUAGUCGGUGCGUCCGUGUGUUUGUGUGUGCGAAAAAUCGGUUCGUCAGUGUUCUGUGUUUGCGAGAGUUGAUUAUUGAAUUAACCUGCCGAUGAUGCCGAUGAUGUUGUCGUUCGCUGCUGCCUGCGAGAGGAUGUCCUUUGCAAUUAUCGCAAAAUUACUCCCACCGGAAGUCGGUAGUGAACUCGCGCGCCGCUGGUGACAAAAUCGGGGGUGACACACAGUGCCGCACCGUGCCCCUUUCCCAGUCCGUAUAACGGAAUGGGAAUACACUGGAAUAAUUUAUAAGCUGCCCCCGUCGUGCACACACCUCCUCGCUUUACCGCGAGGUAUCCAAAGCACCGGAAAUCGGAAAGUUUGCAAGGACAUGACUGACGGCUGGAGUGCAGAAGUGAAGGAGCAUCGGGAAUAAUACUGGCGUCCUCGGCAGUUUGGCCGUUGGUACAUUCCGUUGGGACUUUGCAGUAGAGACGAUAAGUAAAAAAGACAGCAGGUGAAACAAUAUAUACACCCCGUUUUGUGUGGCCGGACCAGUCCCCCAGUCCGGUGCGCCGUAACAAUGAAUGAAAAGGAUUGUCGCGAUCACUACCGUUACGAUACGUACGUACCGUUGAUGAAGUCUGGUGGGACGAUGAAACCGGUCAAAACGGUACACUGUAGCAGCGAAACAAGUACCAUCUUGAAGGGCAGCACACAGACCACGAUGACCAAACACGGCACCACCACGAUACACGGCAGCCGAGAAACCGGGAGUGGCCGUGAUGACCGCGGACGGUCACGCUGUUGCUCCUCGUGCGGUGGUCGAGGUAGCUCGAGCUUUUGGGCGGCCCUGCUCACCAACCUUGGCAUCUGUACGCUAUUGCUGGCCUACACCCUCUUAGGAUCCUUCAUUUUUCUCGCGAUCGAAGGAGGCGCCUCGCAGAUGCAGCAACGCACGUUAGCGUCAACCAACCGGCACCAGAAGCAACAGCAGCAGCAGCAGCAGCAGCAGCAGCAACAGCAACCGAUCAACCACCAUGGCCGCCAUGAUACGGCUAACCUCACCUUUCCUCAGCUCAUCCUCCUGGAGGCCGUUGAGGCGCGCCAGAAGACGGUGGAGAACAUUUGGGACAUCACGGUGUCGCUGAACAUUUUGUACCGGGAGAACUGGACGAGACUCGCAUCGAUGGAGAUUGCUCGAUUUCAGGAGCAGUUCGUUAACCGGCUGCUGGAAGAGAUGACGCAGAUGAACAACAUGCACCAUGCGGCAGUUGCCGGGGCCGGCGGCAGUGGAACCAGCCACGACCUCGCGUACGGACAGGACAACAACUGGACAUUUGCUCGGGCGUUUCUGUACUCGCUUACCAUACUGACGACCAUCGGUUAUGGCAGCGUGGCACCCCGGACCGUUCUCGGCAGGAUGAUAACGCUGGCUUAUGCGGUGCUCGGAAUUCCGCUAACCCUCGUCUAUCUCUCCAGCACCGGCGGAAUGCUGGCCAAAGUAGCUCGAGGAGUCUUUUCACGUGUUCUUUGUUGCUGCCUGUGCUCCAACUGCGGCUAUUGCUGCUACGACGAGAAGCGCAUGGAGGAGAAAGAAAAGCGAAUGAAACGGAAACGGCAGCAGAUGGAGCUGCACCAGCAGCAUCAACAGCAACCACAUCUCACCCUAUCCGGCCAGGAACCGUACUAUGUGCGCUCCGGAUCACUCCAGAACAGCGUGAACUCACCCGAGAAGCAGCUUACCAUGCUGACCGCGGCAGCAUCCACGGCCGCACCCGAGAUCGACUCAACCAGCGGUAGCAACGAUAGCGAUUCCCGCACCUCGAUGCACGGGCUCAGCAUCCUGGCGCCGAUACUGCUGUGCGUGGCAAUGAUGUCCAUCUAUAUUGUGGUCGGUGCACUGACGUUGUUCCGGCUCGAAUCGCUACCUCUAUCCGAUGGUGUGUACUUUUGCUUUAUGGCGUUGUCCACGAUCGGGUUUGGAGCGCUCGCACCUGGCGGCCGCCGCGAGUCGACCACCACGACGUGGUUCUGUGCCGGCUACAUCAUGGCCGGUAUGGCCCUGACGGCGAUGUGCUUCAACGUGCUGCACGACGAGAUCCUGCACCGGCUCCGGCACAUGGUGGAGAUGCAGAAGGAGAUCCGCAAUCACAACGAGCAGCGUCGCUUUCUCGCCUCAUGACGCUAUGAAAAGAACACCAAUCUGUACCAGCGCAAUCCCACCGAGGAAACGUUGAUUACCGGUACUCCAACAUCGGUUAUCUUUACGCAGGAACCCGAUCUGGCCCAGCUACACAUCCAGCAUGAUUGCCACGCGGUGCACCAGCACCCGGUCGGACACGAGCUGAUACCAAUCAUUACGAUGGCACCGAACGGGCCCA